This is a messenger RNA of Medioppia subpectinata, 1830 nucleotides long. Lineage: Eukaryota; Metazoa; Arthropoda; Arachnida; Sarcoptiformes; Oppiidae. The record is from the annotation of a GenBank genome assembly.
AUGGACUCAAGAAUGGAUUCAAAAGUCAAUCAAUUGAGUCCUAAAAGCAAUGAAUGGUUGAAUUCAUUGAAUUUUGGCCACAAUUGCAACAAAACAUUAGAUCUGAAGUGUAAGCCAUUGGUUAUCAUCAAAAAGCUGAGCGAAGAACAGAUCCAGAAAUAUGACAAAUAUUUCUACGAUAAACAUGUCGUCAACUCUUCUCAAACUGAAGAACCCGUUGAAAGAGACAUCAAAUCCAUCGAAAUCCCGGAAUUCAUGCGAAAUUUGAAUUUGAUUUCGAGACAAGAAUUGGCGGACAAACCAAAGGAAUCGUUGAAACAGACGUUUCCCUUAAGAAUAGUGAACAGAAUCCGUGUCUCAGUUGCCGACAAAGAGUCCAUCGAAACAGUCAAUAGAUUAUCGCAUCAAUCGAUUGCCACCAAUAGUGUCAUCAAAAGGGGUCGCAAACGGAAGCAAACACUGGAACAGAGACUUACGCCUAAACCAAAGCCUAAGAAAGCGAUGACUGAAGAGAUGGCAAAUGAGAACCGAAGGCGGAAUCGACUCUUGAAAUUUGUGUCCAAUUUUGAAUUCUCGUCAAAAUUGUCUGAGACUUUGGCUAAAACUCUUGAGAUUAGUGGACAUUCUUCACGAGAGGAGACGAAGUGGUCUCCCAUACGAUACCCAAAGAAUGAGGUAUUGAUGUCCUAUACGUCGGGCAAUCGCUAUAAUCAAUGGACGGCGAAGAAUAUGGAGAUGGCGUCAAAGGACUGGGAAUUGGGACAGGAGUUAAGUCGAGAGAACAUGAAUUAUUGCUUCACUCGAAGGCAACGCAGGGAACAGUUGUUGAGAAGAGAGACGGCAUUGAAUUGGAGGUCACGUCUGACUGCUAUCGCCUGUCGACCACUCGAUGUCUCUCUUCAGAGACUCGAAGACAAGCCUUUGGAGCAAUGGUUGUGUCCGUCAACUGACAGACAAUGGGAUUCUCAAGAUCUCGAGAAUCAGCCGCUGAUUGUCAAUGAUUUUGAUGACUUGAGUCUGAAUGAGAUUCUGAAUGAAUCGAUGCUAUUGUCUGACGUGACCGCCGAUGACGGCGAAGAUGUUGUGCCAAAAAGUGACGACAAACUCAAUAAGAAGCCGAUUCUCAUACAAUAUCUUAGCGGUAAAACUAUUGUUCAAAUCAGUUGUGAUUAUUCACAUUUACUGGCGCUCACCGGUGACGGCCGGGUGUAUGCCUGGGGUAACAAUUAUUACGGACAGAUUGGAUGUGGAGAUGGCAUUGGAUUCACUAAUACACCGAUUGAGAUGACAUUUAGGUUUAAUUAUAAAAUACAAUCUGUUUAUUGUUAUAACGACUCGUCGUUUGCCAUCACAUCCGACGGACGUGUCUUCAGUUGGGGUGAGAAUAGUAACCAUCGAUUGGGACACAAUAUACCCGAAGAUAAGUUUACGAAACAAAAUAAACUUUAUAACAAUUUUGUCGGCUUUUACGCCAAAGAAUGUCAAAUAACUAACAAAACUAUUGAUUUGCGAGAUAUGAAUGAAUUAACGAUAAUUACAUCAAACGAUAUCGAAAUGAAAAGCGAUAAUACAGUGAGUGUUAUGUCAUUUGAAGAGUUCAGAGAAGUAUUACAACCGAUGGCCAGUAAUAGCGAUACUAUUACACCAAUGGGAAGCAAUAAUGGUAACAGCCAAGUGUCUCAAAACAGCUUUUAUCAUAAUACUUUUGAUGAACUCGAUCAGAUAGGGAAGGGUGGUUUCGGCACUGUGUUUAGAGUGAGACAUAGAUGGGAUGGUAUUGUGUACGCGGUCAAAAAAAAUCACCUACCUUGGGAAUUGAGGGAAUUAUAG